AUGGCGACGGAGGACGAGUUGCGGGAGCUUCUCCCGAAGAUGCGCUUCAACAAGGAGUUCAAGAAGAAGCAGAAGUACAAGUAUAAGAAACGCGUCGAGGCGCGCGAGAAGGAGCGUGAGAUGAUCACCGGCAAGGGACGCGCAGCGAGAAAACAGAUUCAGUCUGCAAGUGAUGGCGCGAAGGCAAAGCCCAAAGCAACCAAGAAGUCCGGUGGUGCAGGAACGGCGGGAGGGAAAGGGAAGCCAAAAACGCGCGUGCCGAAGCUGAAAGUGGCCAAUGUGGAGACCGGCAAGGAGACGCUGACAAAAAAGAAGGCGCGGGAGCUGGUGCAGGAAAACCGGAAGAAGAAGGCUUCUGCCAAGAAGGAGUCAAAGCUGGCCACCAAGUCAACCCGUGCUGGUGCGGCCACCGCUGCCGUUGUCUCCAGCGAGAUGUUAGAGACAAAACAAAGGACGGCACGGGUGACAAAGGACGAGCUGCCUGCGACUUCCGCCCAGCCAGUGUCGUCGGUGGAGCCGAAGCAGACGCUGACGCAGGCGGAACGUGACCGUGAACUGCUUGCUCGGGCAAUCCGCGGAGACGAUCUGCUCGGCAGCGACGCAGCCACGAGCGUCGCCGAUGGCGCAGCGUUCAUUCGCCAAGACCCCUCGCUCUACCCCGAUCACGCAUUCCUGGACGAUUACGCAGAGAAGAAGCACGCCGAAGCGGUCUCGGCCGACGAGUUGCUAAAGAACGCUCACCACUUUUUCAAGAACCUCAGCAAGCGAGAGCGGGCCCUCAACAAGGUUGCGAAGGAGCACAUUAACCAUCUUCGGGCGGUGAACCGCCGGGGUGGGGAUAAGGAAGGGUUCCGUUAUGUAGUGCCCAAGAACGUAAAGCAGGUGGUGCGAGAGUUACUCUCGGCGCAGAAGGUGCGUGAGGGCGAAGAGGAUUCGGAGUCUCUCAUCGACACCGAGCAGCUGGUGUCGACGUUCGGCGGCGAUGGGGUGGCGGAGACCUCUGAAAAGCCUGUGCGCCGCACCCGUCGUCGACGCUCGCGGACGUACUCGGACUUCUACCAGUUUCAGGUGAGUAAGCGGUGGACUCGAAACGCGGAGAACUUCCUUAAGCGUAGUCGACCAAACAAGCUGCUUUUCGAGGCGAAGAAGCAUCAGCGCACCAUCAAACAUUUUUGA
Messenger RNA from Leishmania mexicana MHOM/GT/2001/U1103, 1176 nucleotides. RefSeq lists its product as hypothetical. The record is from RefSeq and is a predicted model, not a curated record. NCBI's taxonomy places the organism in Eukaryota, Euglenozoa, Kinetoplastea, Trypanosomatida, Trypanosomatidae. Bases 1 to 1176 code for a protein of 391 amino acids. The transcript has a single exon.